This is a messenger RNA of Anneissia japonica, 1233 nucleotides long. RefSeq names its product 28S ribosomal protein S14, mitochondrial-like. NCBI's taxonomy places the organism in Eukaryota, Metazoa, Echinodermata, Crinoidea, Comatulida, Comatulidae. Gene Ontology annotation, biological process: translation. The transcript is spliced from 3 exons. Gene Ontology annotation, cellular component: mitochondrial small ribosomal subunit; ribosome. The coding region runs from base 59 to 562 and encodes 167 amino acids. Gene Ontology annotation, molecular function: structural constituent of ribosome. The record is from RefSeq and is a predicted model, not a curated record.
AUGGCAGUAGUAGAGACUUUUUAAUAAAAGAAUAGGGGGCGGUAUACAAGAAACAAAUAUGGCGACCUUGUGUAGUCGUGUGGCGAACAUGACUGCAAGAUGUUUGUAUCAGGUUGGUGAAGUUAUCAGGCAACCUCUGUUAUCAACACACACCAGUCAGGUUACCUCGGUCAGAACACGCUAUGCAGAUUGGAGGAUGUUGCGUGAUGUCAAAAGACGACGGCUUGUCAAAGAGAUGGGUAGAGAAAGAAGAAAUAUCAAUCUGAUUCGGAAAAAUGACAUAUUACCCACAGAGCUGCAAGUUCCGUUUCCAGUUCCGGUACUGGUUAAGAAAUCAGGCUUCUAUUCUUACAACUCUGAAGAUGUAUUCUAUUCACAUCUGCUCCGAUCGGGUAUCCGGUGGAUGGGUCCCGCAUCUGGCAACUGGAACAAGUCGGUCCUAGAGCGAUUUUUCUUCUGCCGGAUUCGAAACCUGAAGACUUCUGACCAAUCAGAAUUUUUCACACAAUUGCACAGAACUUUUUCUUGUUUUUUUUAUUCCGGUUUCCAAGUAACAAACUAACAAUCAGUUCUUUCUCAUCGCAACUUGAAUCCUUUUUUUUUUUUUUUGUUCUGUUGAGAAUAAGUUAAGCAGAAAACAUACGUAACUAUUCCAUGUGCACUGACAAGGAAAAUUGAUCUAUAAAUUAACCAUGCCAUUAAAUACUAUAAUAUGAAUUUAAUUAAAAGGAUUAUGAAUUUACUAAAUAUAGGCCUACUGUAUCUAUCUAUGAUACCGCACCAUUGUCAACCAUUAUCGCAUCAGGUAUUCAUAUUCUUUGUCUAAAACAUGGAAGGAACCAAAAACUAGACUAUUUAUGUAAGUUACUAAGGCAGAGUUCAACGAACUCACCAUCGGUAGGCCUAGGCUUACGUACCGUGCACCUAAAUCAUAGGCCUAAUAUGUGCUGUUUAGUAUUUUGAACUAUAACUACUGAUAUAGAAUAUGUGUAAAUGAUACUAAAAAUUAAAGUAACUAACUUAUUUUCAAUACAUAAACAUUACGAUACAACUCGCGACGCAAGUUCCUCCUAACGUGUGCCAUCAGCCCGAACUGAAAACGGAACCUGAACUGCAACAUGAGUAGAUGUGAAAGGCGCUUAAACAAGUUAAAUUAAUAAUGUUAUGUCAGUCAUUAAUCCAUAGUAAAAUGAUGUCAUUAUAAUGAAAAUAAUAAUCAUACCAAUAUUUAUC